Molecule: messenger RNA, 630 nt
Organism: Prunus mume (Japanese apricot)
Lineage: Eukaryota; Viridiplantae; Streptophyta; Magnoliopsida; Rosales; Rosaceae
Source: RefSeq, a predicted model, not a curated record
AUGGCUUAUCUCUCAGUUCUCUAUUUAAAGUUACGUUUACUUUUGUUUCUGAAUUACAGUCUUUUGAUACCUUAUCAUGACUCUCCGACAGGCGGUACUAUUUGUUUUAAAAUCCUCCUCUCCACAUUUCCCGAAUUUUCCCAGGAAACUUCAGCUUUCUUGAACACGAUGAUCAACUGGAAGGAGACCCCAGCAGCCCAUGUGUUCAAGGCAUACCUUCCGGGGCUGAAGAAAGAAGAGGUGAAGGUGGAGCUCGAGGACGGCAUGGUGCUUCAGAUCAAUGGAGAGAGAAAUGUAGAGAUGGUGGACAAGAACGACAAAUGGCACAGAGUGGAGCACAGCAGCGGCAAGUUCUUGAGGAGGUUUCAGCUUCCAGAGAAUGCAAGGGUAGACGAGAUUAAGGCUGCAAUGGAGAAUGGGGUUCUGAGUGUCACUGUUCCCAAGGCAGGGCCAAAGCCAUUGAAAUCUCUGAUUUUGGAGUGUCAGUUGUCAUCAAAAACCACAGGGACACGCAUGCCCCAACAGGGUCAAAGCUUUCUGAUUAAUGCAAUCAAUAAUAAGUUUAGAAUUUCCUUCAACAAGAACUUUGCGCCAUCCUCUAUGAGUUCCAUAAGCAAGGCCAUCCCGUAA